Ctenopharyngodon idella (grass carp) is the source of this 4869-nucleotide messenger RNA. Its product is annotated as kelch-like protein 28. Lineage: Eukaryota; Metazoa; Chordata; Actinopteri; Cypriniformes; Xenocyprididae. The coding region runs from base 233 to 1948 and encodes 571 amino acids. The record is from RefSeq and is a predicted model, not a curated record. Gene Ontology annotation, molecular function: protein binding. The transcript has 6 exons.
AAAUUUUCUGCACCUGAUAUUCACAGAGGUGUCAUUUGUCAUUUCAAGAGAGGUUAUUUUAAAAACAAGGUCUUAUUUAAAAGAGCAGACGGUAUUUGGAGGAUGGCCGAGGUUUUAUUUUGCUCUGCUCGUUGAUUUCCCGGAAGUGACGCAUGCGCUGAUUUGUGUUUGUUUUCCUGACAGUCGCGGCCGUGUUGCGCUUCAAACUGCCAGAAAUCAGCCAGACAUUCAGAUGGACCAGUCGGCGAAGUCAUACAUGUUUGCGAGUCUGACGCGGCCUCACUCCGAGCAGCUCCUGCAGGGUCUGCAGCUCCUGCGACAGGACCAUGAGCUCUGCGACAUCGUGCUGCGGGUUGGAGACGCCAAGAUUCACGCGCACAAGGUGGUGCUGGCCAGCAUCAGCCCGUACUUCAAGGCCAUGUUCACCGGCAACCUGUCCGAGAAAGAGACGUCAGAGGUGGAGUUCCAGUGCGUCGAUGAAGCCGCGCUCAAGGCCAUAGUGGAGUACGCUUACACAGGAACAGUCUUCAUCUCACAGGAAACGGUGGAGUCUCUACUUCCUGCCGCCAACCUUCUGCAGGUCAAGCUGGUUCUGAAAGAGUGCUGCAGCUUCCUGGAGAGCCAGCUGGACGCCGGCAACUGCAUCGGGAUCUCGCGCUUCGCCGAAACCUACGGCUGCCACGAUCUGUGCCUAGCGGCCACCAAGUUCAUCUGCCAGAACUUCGAGGAGGUGUGUCAGACAGAGGAGUUCUUCGAGCUGACGCGGGCCGAGCUGGACGAGAUCGUCUCCAACGACUGCCUGAACGUGGUGACGGAGGAGACGGUGUUCUACGCCCUGGAGUCCUGGAUCAAGUACGACCUGACGGAGCGGCAGCAGUAUCUGGCGCAGCUCCUGCACUGCGUACGGCUGCCGCUGCUGAGCGUCAAGUUCCUCACGCGGCUCUACGAGGCCAAUCACCUGAUCCGAGACGACCACGCCUGCAAACACCUGCUCAACGAGGCCCUCAAGUAUCACUUCAUGCCCGAACACCGGCUCUCCUACCAGACGGUGCUGUCCACACGGCCGCGCUGCGCUCCCAAGGUCCUGCUGGCGGUCGGGGGCAAAGCCGGGCUGUUCGCCACGCUGGAAAGUAUGGAGAUGUACUUCCCGCAGACGGACUCGUGGAUCGGACUGGCUCCGCUCACCGUGCCGCGCUAUGAAUUCGGCGUGGCCGUCCUGGAGCAGAAGGUGUACGUGGUGGGCGGCAUCGCCACGCACAUGCGGCAGGGCAUCAGCUACCGGCGGCACGAGAGCACCGUGGAGAGAUGGGACCCCGACAGCAACACGUGGUCGUCGGUGGAGCACAUGGCCGAAUGCAGGAGCACGCUGGGCGUAGUGGUGUUAGCGGGGGAGCUGUACGCGCUCGGCGGCUACGACGGCCAGUACUACCUGCAGUCUGUGGAGAAAUACGUGCCCAAGGUGAAGGAGUGGCAGCCCGUGGCGCCCAUGACCAAAUCACGCAGCUGCUUCGCCACCGCUGUGCUGGACGGGAUGAUCUACGCCAUCGGCGGCUACGGCCCUGCGCACAUGAACAGUGUGGAGAGAUACGAUCCAAGCAAAGACUCAUGGGAUAUGGUGGCGCCCAUGGCCGAUAAGCGCAUCAACUUCGGAGUGGGCGUGAUGCUGGGCUUCAUCUUCGUCGUCGGCGGACACAACGGUGUCUCUCAUUUAUCUAGCAUUGAGCGAUACGACCCGCAUCAGAACCAGUGGACGGCGUGUCGGCCCAUGAACGAGCCGCGCACAGGCGUGGGCUCGGCCGUGGUUGAUAACUACCUCUACGUGGUUGGCGGUCACUCGGGAUCCUCGUACCUGAACACAGUGCAGCGCUACGACCCCAUCACGGACAGCUGGCACGACUCCAGCGGCAUGAUGUACUGCCGCUGUAACUUCGGCCUCACUGCCCUUUGACCCUGGGCGCACGGAUGACGCUCUGUCAGAGACCGCGAGGGGAAGGAUGGGGUUCAUUUCUGGAGUGUGUUUCUCGCUCACCCGGUGACGUUUGCUCCGCGCCGGCACACGGACGUGGAGCGCCGCGGCUCACGGCCGUCACUGAAGCACGGAUGAACACGCGAGGGCCGAGAGCCUUCCACAAACCCGCGGAGGACGCGGAAGCCUCGAGCUCUUUCCCCUUUACAUUUCAAGGCUUCUCAUGAGGGACGCACAUGGAUGUGUGUGUGUUGCAUGAGUGGAAUCAGCGCUUCGCUCUGGAGGAGGAGCGCGGCACUCGUGAUAAGGGCUGCCUUCUGUCACGCGCACGUGUGUGUGAGUGUGAGAGUAUGUGAGUGAGUGUGAGUGAGUAUGUGAGUGAGUAUGUGAGUGAGAGAGUAUGUGAGUAUGAGUGUGUGUGAGUAUGUGUUUGAGUGUGUGUAUGUGAGUGAGUAUGAGAGUAUCUGAUAGGGCUGCACAAUUAAUCGCAAUUAAAUCGCACGUGAUUUGGCAAAGGCUGCGAUUAUUUCAUGCGCAGUUUGUCAGAGCUGUACGGCUCUGUGAUCAGCAGUAAAUGCUUCUCCAUCUGAAAGCCAGAGGGCGCUCUCACGCAGAAACUGCAAAUAUGCCCUGCUGCAGAAGUAGAACACGCGUCAUUCCAGGAAAUCCCUACGGGCAUCAUACUAUCGCUGUAGCUGAAUAAACAGAAGAUUAAAACGUUUUGAUUGAUUAAACAUGACUAAUAAACACACGACUGCCUUAUUCUGUGUAAGAAGACACAUGAUCUCACAGAAGGACGCUCAACUGUCGUUAUGAAGUGAGUUUGGAGUAAAAACAUAUUAAAUGUUGUCUUUUGUUGGACAAGAUGUUAAUAAAUGCUUCUCAUGUCUGGAAAGAUGUUUGACGCAUGUUGCUUUUUCAAAUGUACGUUAUAAGCAACUCAAACUCACAGUGCUUUCAGAUGGAUUAGCAUUUGGAGUCAUAGUUCAUUGACAAGCCGUGCAUAAAAAAAAAAUAAUCGCAGCUUUGCGUUUUCAUAAUCGCACUAAGCCAAAUCGUUUAAGCGUGAUUUCAAUGCUUUUUUCCUUCUAAUCGUCCAAUUAAUCGUGCAGCCCUAGUAUGUGAGUAUGUUGAGUGUGUGAGUGUGUGUUUGAGUAUAUGUGUGAGUAUUUGUGAGUGAGAGUAUGUAAGUGCGUGUGAGUAUGUGUGUGAGUAUAUAUGUGUGAGUAUGAGUGAGUGUAUUUGUGAGUGAGUGAGUAUUUAUGAGUAUGUGAGUAUAUGUGUGUAUGUGAUUAUUUGUGAGUGUGAGUGUGUGUGCGUGUGUGUGUGUGACUCUCAUACUGACUGGUGCUAAUUUCCUCUUCAGGAUUCAGUUGUUUUAGUUCUUUCAUCGUUUGAAACUUGAUUUCCUGUUUCAGUGACGUUUGUUUCUUGGCGUUCAGAUGAAACGCUGGAUGAAGCAUCAUGCAAUAACAUCCUUCAUCUUCGGCCCGUCACGUUUGAGUUUGGUGUGACGUGAGCGCCGGUGACGUUACAAGCGUCUCACUGAAACACAAACUCCAGUCACAUAGUGCCAAAACAUUUCACACGUUCAGAUGAAGCGUUUCUAGAGGUUGGUCGAGGCCUGCAUCAUUUCAGUCACGUUAGUCUCAGUCGUGUGAAGCGAGUUGUUCCGUGCGUUAAUGCAUCUGUUCAUAUAUUUGCACGUGGAGACACUAAAGAUGGAGUUGUGCACUUACCAAACCAUUUUCUACUGUGUAAAUAUGAUGUUUGAGUUCCUUUGAGGCAAUAAGACUUUUUCUUCAACUAGUUUUUUAUUUUUGUCAUCUAAUUGCCAAGGUGUUUUGGGGAAUCCUGUGACUGACCCGAACGGCUUGAGUUGCAUUCAUUAUGUUGCUCGUCAUUCUGGAUUUCUACACUUUAUAAAGGGAUAUGAUCAUUCUGUCAACAUUCACUCGCUCUCAUGUCGUUCCAAACUUGAAGAAUGUUGCUUUUUGUUCCCAUUGACUUUUUUGUCCAUAUAAUGGAAGUCAGUGGGAACUGAAACAGUUUGGAACGACAAGAAAGAAUGAUCAUUUUUGUCGAUCACUGUUCAUUUUGUUUUGGAUUGAUCUUGAUGUCACUGCGGUUCAGGACAUCAGUUCAGUCUCUUUAGUGUGUUUCAGUUCAUUCCAGCGGAAUGAAGAACUUCUUUCAGAGGCUCAAAGGGAAACAUCUGUGUUUGAUUAGCAAUAAGAAAUAUUUCCUUACAUCCAGUGAAUGAAUGUUCAUCGCCAUCAUUUGUUGUGACUCGACACUGAAAUCUUCAUGUCUGUUUGCAAUAUAUUUGCUGAUUUUCUCUCCUAAACAAGCAGAACUGUGCUGAAACGUGAUGUGAAUCCGAACACAUCCGUCCAUCUUCUCAUGUGCACCAACACACGCUCGGUGAGAACACGUGGAAUCACGCUGGCGUGACGUCACCGUCCUCCAGCCGUCCCUCUGGAUUUAUGGAUGCCGUUCUGAAGGUCAUUCUGUCAAACUGCAGAACGAAGGGAUUUGGUGUUUGUUGGUGUUCGUGUCUCGCCGCUCUCACCAAAGUGCUCUUGAGGGAAUCAAUCUAGAAUGACUUUCUCUGACUGUCUUAAACUUUGUUUUGUUGUUUUCCCUGAUGAAGAUGAUGAUGAUGCCACUUUUUCUUUUUCUCAUGAGUUUGUCUGUCUGGCUUGUGUUUGAAAUAGGGUGAGUUUUUAUAAACCUGUGGAUUGUUACUGGAACUAAACCGAUAACCUUAGCUACAAACGCAGUAUUUAUUUUUCACAUUUUAUCAAGCGUUGAGAGAGAGAGAGAGAGCAUAGCGUACUUUUGCCAUUUUAUUUAUGUGUGUCGCAGCUCAACCAGUCAAGAAAUAAAGGCCUGGAAAUGUU